AUGCAUUCCCUCACCAACAUUAUCAACGCUAGUGGGGGAGAGCUGUAUCAUGUUACAUUAAUAAGAUAUUUUGAUAUGCAUCCUUCGGGCAAGAAAUUGAAAAAAGGAGCUCCUGAACAUGUUCAAAACUUAAUUUCGCAAUAUAAUAUACAAAAGGUUCAAUUAAAAAAUCUUAAAAUGGCAUUACAGGAAGCUCGUAGUUCCAUUUCGCUCAAUAAUAUUCUCGAGCAGCAAUAUCAUUUAACAGAAUUACCAAUAAUCACUGUUUGUAAGUCAUGCCAGAGUUUAUUAGAUGAUUUAAGUUGUGGAAGACCAUUAUUUUCAUCACCAGAUUUCACUAUUAUCGUAUUUCAAAUAGUUGGAGCGAUUGGAAUCAUUUUAAGAGAUCAGAUACUACAAUACUAUACAGAUUUUGGCAAAAACUGUUUAUUUCAUGACGAUGAUUGGCUUAUUAUAGUAGAGCCUCUCAAAUAUUUAAUAGCUUUACAAGAUCCGAAACUUGCACCGGAUAUUGUUUCUCUUUUGCCUCUUUACUGUGAUACAUGGAAAGACAGUAGUGUGAUUGUCACAAAUAAUAACAAUGAUUACGUUAUCAGAUCUCUAAAAAUGUUUAUUAACAAUUUAAUUACGAAAUGUGUUGAUUUAUACGAUAUCCAUGACGAUUCAUGUGUAAAGUACCUAACAGCCAUAUUCCAUUCAUGGCUAAACUCUCAUCCAGAGAUUUCUCUUGUUGCGGAAUUAUUAAUCUUCCUAAACUCGAUAAUUAAGAUCAUUCCUUUACUACCUCCGUCCGUAAGACGCGAUAUCCUAUACCUCGCGUCCUGGCUCCUUUGCGAACAACCGAAAAUGAACAUUGCUGGCCUUGAUUUGACCUGUUUGACGGCCAUCGCCCUGUGCAAUGAGGUCGACCAUCAACCAUGUGAAGUGGCCACUAAAGCUUUUUGCGCUUUUGUGAAACAUCUCAUAAAAAUUAACCCAACAGCGUUCGAUGACUUGGAUAAACUACCUGUCCCGGAUACUUUCGACUUUGACAAGCUCACAGAAGUGAAAUCUCUUCAAUCCAACGAUGUUCCGGAAAAAUUAACAAAACAAGUCGACAUGUCAAGGAGAUUGACCACGACAUUAGCGAAAUGGGAUGCUUUCCUCGUCACUCUGAGUGAUAAUCUAUCACAGGAUCCCAACGUUUUGAACUUUGUCGCUUGUACAAUGGCAUCUAGUUGUUACAGUUUGAUCGGAUUUGAAAGGUUCAUCAGAAUUUUGAUAAACAACAAGACCAACCCUCAUAUCGUCGAUUCUUUCCUUUACAAAAUUACAAAUGUAUCUCCUGCAAAGACAUAUACGAUACUUGAUGAGAUUUCCCAGUGCGAGAACUUGUAUACACAUGUUGCUUUGAUAAGAGAACUGUACAACAAAGGAAAAAUCGUUCAAUUGAUGAAAUCAAAUCUAAUGACAGUACUUAGAGCAAGAAGGAAGCAUGAGGAUAUCAAUGGAUUGGAUAAAUUCGUUGAAUUAUUGUAUAAUUCUGAGAAAACUGCAGGUCAUUCCUCAAAUUUUGGACAUCUCGUUUUUGACAUGUUAAUUGAUGGAGGCCACAACCAACUUAUCGAUUUCUACGCUGUUAAUCCGCUGACAAUUUCGAUUUUUACGAAUAUUAUCAAUAAAUUGCAAUUAUUCCUCAUAAAAAUCAAAUCUGAUCCACAAUUCAUAGAUGUAACAGCGACAAUACUUGCCAACCUUACAGCUUCCAUCAGUUUCUUGGAAUACGAGAACUGCCAAACGAUUGUUGAAAAUAUUUUCCCAGGAACAGUUACAAUUAUCAAAAACCUAAAGCCGCAGGAUGUUCUAGAUAACUUCUUAGACCUUAUUUUCCACAUGACUAUGAAAUUUCCGGAGUUUUUAGACGCAUUUGCGAAUAAUGAAACGAGAACAUACAACGUUCUCAGGUCAGUCAUCAAUGAUUUCCAAGCUACAAGGAAGACAAUACUUCUUCUGAUCUCCAUUUCCCUUGGAUUCAUAGUUGAAGAUUAUAUGGUCAUUCCCUUCAAAGAUAGCCCUCAUGUUGUAUGUGCGCAAGCCCUUUACCUUGCACUGAGAUUAUCUGUUAACUCAGAAUUUGCUCUUUCAUUGAUAGAACUCGCAACAAAAUUAUGUGCCGAAAAUCAGUCGAACGCUUACUCAUUCUUUAUGGCUGAUUUUGUUUCUUUCGCCUUGGAAAACAUAAAUGACAUCAAUUUGACCCACAAAGCCAUAAUGUUAUACAGAAAUAUAACAAGAUCGUUCUUUAACGCACAAACAUUCAACGAUACGAUCAACGCGAUCAAGAAUGUUGAAGGCGAUAUCGUUAUCGGCCAGCAAGCUCUAUUAGAAGCUCUCACUUCCAUGGUUUUCGAAGUUUCUCAUCCUCCUGUUGACUCUUUCUUCCACAUUGACAGGGGAUCGAUAUCAAAAGCGUCUGUAGAACUCAAGAUCCCGGUGUUCUCUUUCGCUACGACCAUCAGAAUUCCGAAAAAGAGAGUAAAUCUUCUCAAAUUUGGAGAAUUAGAGAUUUACAUCAGUCCAACAACGAUAGAAAUGAAGACAAAAGCGGAGAUUAAUGCCUUUGAUUACAAAUUAAGGCCGGAAAGAUGGCAUCAUCUAGUUAUUAUUUUUAAUAUGAAACAAUGUACGACAUAUGUCAACAAAACCCUUGUUUUCACCACUAACUUCCACUUAUUCGAGCCAGGAGUAUACUCAAUUACUCUUGCUGAUGGAAUAAAUGGAGAUAUCGGACCAACAUUUUUCUUUUCAACGAUAGACCCAAAAGUAAUCUUCUCAAAAGCAAGCAAAUCGUCAAGACCAAAGGACGCGCUGGCCGCUUUCAUCCCUCUCAACGUAAAUGGCAAAGUUAUUACCGAUGUAGCACCAAAUACAACUGCAGAGCUUGAUGGUAGCUGCGUUCCGUACACUACAACACUCUCAGAUAUCAUUAUGUACCCUGGAAUUCUCAGAGGAUUCAUUUCAACGCUCAAAAUUAUUGUUUCCGAUUACUGUAAACAGGCUAGCGCUACUCCUCAGAUCUUUAAUUCGCUUCUGUCGAUAAUUAUACACAUAAUAGAGCUUCCUAAUGGUAUCCAAAUGUUCGAAAAAGAAGGCGGAAUCAUAUUAAUCGCUGGUUUCUUAUUAUUAUCAGUUCCUAAUGUAUUCGCUCCUAAUGUCAUCAUGAACAUGUGCACAUUGUUCAAGAAGAUGGACUCCAAAGUGCUAAAACAGCAUAUGAGACAACAUAUUUUCGAAUGUUUCUCAAUUAUUCUCAAAAACGACCUUCCUCUUAUCAAGUACUACUUCCAUGACAUACUUCCUCCCCUUGUAGCAUUUCCAGAAUUCAAACAGGACCAUUACAUUUCCUACAUUUACCAAACGGUAGCAUGUCAGACCACAGAUGAAGUGAAAGACCUUAUGUGGGGAUAUUACUCCCUGUUGACAGCCAAAGGUAUUCCAGAUAGAGAUGCCGAAGCAUUGUCCCUAAUUUUCCUAAAUACAAAAGAUGUCCAUACAAGAAACAAAAUCUACGAAUUACUUGUCAAGGCAUUUUCAGACAAGUCAAGAGUAGCCCUCAAUUUCGUUGUCCAAGAGAUUGGAAUCCUUCCAUUUGCUCAAUCUUUAAGUUCCGAUGACGAAGACUUCCGAAAUCAGGUUCUACAAUUGAUAUCUUAUUUAUGUAUAUCGCCAAUGGUCAAACUAAAGUUCGAUUACGUCUCUCAAUACUUAAACCACGAAAUAUCGAACAAACAAGUACAAGAAAUCUUCAAGAUUGCCUUCAACAUCAAUUCCUGUGAUGAAAGAAGCUGCAUGGAGAUCAGUCCUCUUCCAAAUCCAGAAGUUUUGUUGUUAUUCUUCGAAUUAUUCGAGAGAACAGACAAAUCUUUCUACAACAACGCUCGUACAAAGAUCUCAAAGUCCCUGAGAAACUGUCCACACGAUUUCGAUAAGUUCAACGAUGAAUGUAUCGAUUUCUUAAAAUAUUGUUUCAGAUUUUUCUCAGUAGACGACCAUUUGAUCGAAAUAUUGACUGAUUUCACGAGUUCUGCGCUUGCCUACGAGAAGUACAACCCUGUUUCUGAUAUAGUUUUCAUGAUUUACAAAACGAAAUCUCCAGGAUUCCUCGGAAAGUUCUUGGGAAGACUCCUGGAUACUGUAACAACAUGCAGAAGAACAAAGAACCAGUUGCUGAACGUUCUUUCCGUAGCAAUUCAGUCAUUAUUGUUCACCCCUGUAGACAAAGAGACAAAUUACGCUUAUAUCAAUGAAACUCCGGAUCCUGAAUUAUGUAAUCCGCUUCUGAACUGUAUACAUUACGUAAUUACUCUGGAUUCCACUUGUUCUAUCCAAAUUAACUCGAAAUUCUCGAUCAAAGCGUUUACGGCGUAUUGCCUCGUAGCGUGGGAGUACGGAAAAGACAAUAUCGAGGUGUUCCAUAAGAGCUACGACCAGAUUUCGAGUAUGUCCUCAUUUAUCAGCAAAAACGUGUUCAACGAGUCGAUAAUUUUCUUUGUAGACGCUCAAAGGAAAUUGAUAUCGCAAGGAAAUCUCAUUGGCGAAAUCCUGGAAGCGAGUGCCAGUCAAGAAGUCAGUUCCAGGCUUGUUGAAGCGUUUUUACGUGAUGCUGAGUCGAAGAUCAAGUACUACGUCGACGAAUUCUACGAGAAAUAUAAUGAAUUUUUGGUUAAUUUCUCGAAAGAAAAUGAGUACUCGAUAGAUUCGAUUACAGACAACAAAUACGAAGAAUUCAUGAAGCACGAGAGCGAGAGUGUCGUAUUGGCAGAGCGCCAUUGCAUUAAUUUAGCCAAAGCUUUCAUGAAAUCAGCUGAUUUGUCAAAGAAAGAUGAACAUUGGAAAGUUUGCAAUGUCUUCGAUUCAGAAUUCAGGCCGAUCUUCAUGACAGUCAACAAGGACUUCGACAGACACUUAAAAGCCUCUGCAAUAAGAGAUUCUAUUCCAUUCAAUUCCGAAAACGUGACACCUGAAAUUAAUUACAAGAGAAUUGUUCCUUAUCGUAUGCAGAGUAGUGCAAAGACUACGAUAGAGUCAAUUCCUGUAACAUAUGUCACUUUAUUAAAGAGAUAUCGCGGUACAAUCAAUUUAACCGAGAGAGGCUUCUUCUUCGACGGCGUAGAGGUCAGUGAUGGCAUCUGUACUCCAAUAGAACCAGGGAAAACUCCAGAAAACAAGUUCGUCGAGCUAAAAGUUGACGAUAUUGAUUUUAUCUUCCAGAGAACUACAUUACAUGACGAUCUUGGCGCAGAAGUAUUUUACGCGGACUCGAAAUCAUACCUAUUCCACUUCGAUAACCAGAAAUCUCGCGAUAGAUUUUUGGAAAUCAUGAAGAUGACAGAUACAAGAGAGUUCUCCUUCUUCCAAUCGAUCAUAAAAGGCAUAAUUACGUCCGACCAAUUCGAUUUCUUCGCUCUUUGCCGCAAUACUUGUAAAGGAAUCACUCAAAACAUUCCUCCCGACGAAUUACUCGAAAAAAUAGGAGCUACGAAGGCAUGGUUGACCAGAAAAAUCUCAACAUUCAAAUAUUUGAUGAUUUUAAACAUAUUAUCAAAUAGAUCGUUUAAUGAUGUGAGUCAAUACCCUGUUUCCCCAUGGAUUCUCAAAGAUUACGAUUCAGAGAACAUCAAUCUUGACGAUCCACAGGUUUACAGAGAUCUUUCUCUGCCAAUUGGAGCAAUGGACGAAAAGAGACUGCAAAAUCUAUUAAGUAACAUGUCAGAAAUACCCGAAGGUGCCCAUGAUUACUGUUUGUACAGGACACACUACUCAAAUCCUGGAUAUACGAUUUCAUACAUGAUAAGAGUUGAACCAUUCACUACUUUGCACAUAUCAUUGCAAGCAGGUCACUUCGAUAUAGCUGACAGACUGUUCAAUGAUAUCAAAAGGUCAUGGCAAUCCGUUCUGAAUCUGAAUAGUGACUAUAGAGAGUUAAUUCCUCAGCUUUUCUGCCAGCCAUCGAUAUUAAAGAACGAGAAUGGCUUCAAUCUCGGUCGUAAGAAUAACGGAGAGAGAGUUGGCGAUGUCAAAUUACCAAAUUGGGCGAAAAGUCCUGAAGAUUUCAUCGUAAAGCAUAGAGCAGCACUUGAAUCGGACAUUGUUGGUGAAAAACUCGGUAACUGGAUUGACUUGAUAUUCGGUGUCGAUCGUUGUUCGAAGAAGAAAAACAAUGUUUUUCAUAAAUUCACUUACGAUGACUUUGCAAUUCCUUUGUUGUCAACAGAAUUUGGUUCGUUAGUCAGGAAUCACUGCGCCAAUUUCGGUAUCACGCCAACGCAGCUCUUUAUCUCAUCCCAUCCUAAUAGAAGUCCGAAAUCAGCAUCGGCUCCUUCGACGUCACUUUUAUCUGGAAGCAAGUUCCCCGCUCCGAUUAUUUUCUUCAGAAAUAAUUAUGUACUUACUAAUGACGGAUUAUUCUACGACCAUUCGCAGAAUGCCUUACAGUUAUCGGCCACCACCAUGGUACAGACGAAUAUAAAUGUCUGCACAUCAUUCUCCAUGUCCGAAAACUACAUUUUAGGCCUACAUUCCUCUGCAUGCGAAGUUUACUCAUUUGCAAACUUGCAGAAGAAGGUCAAAACACUGAGACACCCUGGCGGCGAUGUCACAGCUGUUGCGGCAUUAGGUAGCUUGGCACUUACAGCAGGUACUGACUGCACUGUGAGGAUUUUCAGAGCUCCGGCAUUUGAUUUGUCACAAGUUAUCACAAUAGGAAGACGUCCAUUGACUCAUUUGUCUGUAUCCGCAGUACUCAAGACAAUAGUAUGCAUAGACAAAUCCCAUUGCCUACAUUUAUCCCAUUUGGUCAGAGAAAGUAUGAAAUUCGACCGACAACUUACAUGCGAAGGCAGAACAAGCCACUGCUUGGAGACACUAGACUCUGGAUUCAUCGUCGCUACAUCUUGCAUGAAGGAUGAACCGAAAUUAAACACAAUCAUCGAAUUAUUUGAUACAAGACUGGUCAGAAUCGGAUCAGUUGAAGUCAAAGGAGAAGUUAUUGCCAUGUGCGAUGUCUCCACAUUCUCCAAAUCGAUGAUUGCCCUACUUCUUGAAGAAGGAAAAGUUGAAUUUGUCGAAAUUCCAACAAUGACAGUCGUAAGUACUGUUUCCAAAGGAAUAAUUGGAAAGACAAUAUUAAGAGCAUCUCCUGAUACAAACAGUGUCCUUACUGUUAUUAUUGAUAACCAAAUUUGCGAAAUUUCACCAAAAUUUUAG
This is a messenger RNA of Trichomonas vaginalis G3, 7245 nucleotides long. Its product is annotated as beige/BEACH-related family. The transcript has a single exon. The record is from RefSeq and is a predicted model, not a curated record. Gene Ontology annotation, molecular function: protein binding. NCBI's taxonomy places the organism in Eukaryota, Parabasalia, Trichomonadida, Trichomonadidae. The coding region runs from base 1 to 7245 and encodes 2414 amino acids.